Chara braunii is the source of this 685-nucleotide messenger RNA. The record is from the annotation of a GenBank genome assembly. NCBI's taxonomy places the organism in Eukaryota, Viridiplantae, Streptophyta, Charophyceae, Charales, Characeae.
GGGGUACACUUUGUCAGGUCCUGCGAUACCUCAGCUCCAGUAGCGAGAGGGGCGAACCGCGACGGAGAUGUCAGGAAGCCCACUACUGAGGAUGGCGCAGGUGUACAGUGCACCGUGGCUAGGAGGCGCCGCAGGGAUGCAAGGCGCCGAAGGGGGACUGAAGACGACGCUGGCGGGAAAGGUCAGCGUAGUGGCGGUCGAGGGCGGCGGUGUAAGGGCAUCGCGAGGAGGUAUGACCGUCCUGGCAGCAGCGCAAACACCCACGCUGGCCCAAAAUGGUCGCGCGCUCCUCAGCGGAAAGGACACCGCGAGGAGGGACAAAACCCUGAGGGAGGUCCUACUGAGGGACCUCGAGGGGCGACGCGCCAGCGUGACCGGAGAAGCUGCGUGCCCAGGAGAGGGCGAAGAGGAUGAGUUGGAAGCGCUCGGCCAUAGAGAAAGUAGAGUCCUCCAGGUGGUAGUGGACGGCCUAUGGUCACCGUCAGUCGACAGCGUGGCGACAGAGUCCUGCUCACCAUACUUGAGCGCGCUGAAGUGGAGCGAGAAGUGGCGGCCCUGUUGCGCGGAACGGCGGGGGCGGCCGCGGAAAGGGGAGCGGCGUUGGGAAGUGUCGUGAGAGGAAGAGGGGGCGUAGCCAGUACGCUGAGGCUGGGAGGAGGAAGCGGGGUGAAGACAGGCCCGCAUC